Molecule: messenger RNA, 2270 nt
Organism: Oxyura jamaicensis (ruddy duck)
Lineage: Eukaryota; Metazoa; Chordata; Aves; Anseriformes; Anatidae
Gene: OTOP3
Product: otopetrin 3
Exons: 7
Coding region: 462-2270 (602 amino acids)
Biological process (GO): proton transmembrane transport
Cellular component (GO): membrane
Molecular function (GO): proton channel activity
Source: RefSeq, a predicted model, not a curated record
GCCAAGCACUCCCAUCUCUGCACCCCAGAGCAAGCCCAUGCCAGGAGAUUAAGCCCCAGAGUUGCUCGAGCCAUGGCACAAAUUAGUCACUGCGGCUUGUGGUUUUACCCGUUGGCACAUCCUGUGCCAAGGCUGCUCACAUGGGGCAACCCAGCAGGUGUAUAAAGGAGCUGCUCCCCAUUGGCUGCCCCUGGCAGAGCCAAGAGCUUCUUGCUGAGUAAUUAAAGUAAUGACAAUAAUAAACCCAAAGUAAACAAGGUGGAAAAAAAAAAAAAUAAAAAAAAUCAAUAGGCUCAGAGCAGAGGCCACACUCGGCGAGGCGCAGUCCUGCCUGCUUCUGCCUGCACCUCGGUCCGGCGAGGACAGAGACAUCCCGGGGGCACCCAAGUGGGUACUGGCGACGUUGGCUCUAACCGGGGCUGCAGGAGGCUGCACGGAGGUGACCCGCAGGCACAGGAGCCAUGUCAGGCGACAAAGCCUCGAGGCAAAAGCCCUGCCACCACUGCAAGAGGAGGUCGACCUCAGCCCCAGCGGGCACCUCCACGAUCCACUACGAGAAGUCCUGGCUGUACCGCCACUGCUCUUCUCUGCAGCAGCGCGACAGGCAAGCUCAGAAAGCCGGGCAGCUCUUCUCGGGGCUGCUGGCCAUGAACGUGGUGUUUCUGGGCAGCGCCUUCAUCAGCAGCAUGAUUUUCAACCACGUGGCCAUCACGCUGGCCGACGUCUGGAUCCUGCUCUCCAUCCUCAAGGUCGUGUGCCUGUGCUGGAUCAUCUACUACCUGCUGGGCACCAGUCGGCAGCCGCACGCCGUGCUCUACCGGGAUUCUCACGCGGGACCAGUCUGGAUUAGGGGGUCACUGCUGCUGUUUGGCAGUUUCAGCGUCCUCCUGAACGUCUUCCAGAUCGGCUACAGCAUAAUCCAAAUCCACUGCAAAUCCAAGGUGGAAAUCGUGUUCCCCAGCAUUGAAAUCCUUUUUGUUUCCACCCAGGCUUUUUUUCUGUGGCAUCACUCGAAGGACUGCAUUCAAGUCCAGCACAACCUCACCAGGUGCGGGCUGAUGCUGACCAUAGCCACUAACCUCCUCCUCUGGCUCUUGGCAGUGACCAACGACUCCAUCCACAUGGAGAUUGAAUCUCAGCUGCGAGAGGUGGAGCAGCGAUUGGCAGGCAAUGAGACUAACUCGUGCGCAUGCCCAAACACAACCACCUGCAAAGUCUUCCAGAAGGGCUACAUCCUGCUCUACCCCUUCAACACCGAGUACUGCCUCAUCUGCUGCUCCGUCCUCUACGUCAUGUGGAAGAACGUGGGGCGGCGCAUCAGCCACCACCAUGCCCCUCACACCAAGCCCAAGUUCAAGCUCCAGGGGGUGGUCUUUGGGCCCCUGCUGGGCGCCGCUGCCGUAAUCAUCGGGAUCUGCGUCUUCAUGAUGUACCAGAUCCAGGCCACGGGCUCAGCCCCCAACCGCCAGGUCUUCGUGAUGUAUUAUUCCUACUACAUCGUGCUCCUGCCCCUGAUGAGCAUGAGCGCGGUCGUCGGGACAAUCAUCCAUGCCUUGGAAAAAAGGGAGCUGGACACGCUGAAGAACCCAACCCGCAGCCUGGAUGUGAUCCUCCUGAUGGCGGCAGCCCUCGGCCAGAUCGCCAUGUCCUACUUCUCCAUCGUUGCCAUUGUGGCCACCAACCCCAAGGACCUGUUGAACAGCCUCAUCCUGUCCUAUUCUGUCCUCCUCAUCUUCCAGUACAUCACCCAAAACAUCUUCAUCAUUGAUGGGCUCCAGCGGGAACCAUUCGUAGCAGCAAUCGAAGCAAGGCACGCAGGACACUCUGGGCAGCAUCCAGUGGCUUCAGAGCUGCCUGGUGAAGAGAUGACCACACCAAGGAGCACACAGGAGCACGCACAGGCCUCACCCAACAGAGAGGAAGAAGUGAGUGAAGAGCAAAUCCACGGAGCACACGACCAGAGACGAGUGAGUGUGCUGGAGCUCGGACAGGAGUUCCGGAGAGUUUCUCUGUCCUACAUCCAUUCCUACUCUCACCUGAGCUGGAAGAGGAAAGCAUUAAAGGAGAUCUCCUUCUUCUUGGUUUUGUGCAACAUCAUACUGUGGAUAAUGCCCACGUUUGGGGCUCACCCUGUGUUUGAGAAUGGACUGGAGAAGUCAUUUUACGGCUACUCCACUUGGUUUGCCAUCGUGAACUUCGGCCUCCCGCUGGGCGUGUUCUACAGAAUGCACUCCGUCGGGGGACUUCUGGAGGUCUACGUCUCAGCCUGA